AUGUUCAAGGUCAAGUGCUGGAUUGAUGCGUCUGAGCAGCAGACGAAAACCAUGAAUGCACUGUGGGAGCUGAGCUUUGGAGGAGGUGCACGCAAGUGCAUCGGUCGAUGGAUUUCUUGGAUCGAGAUGUCAAAGGUCAUUUCUGAGCUACUCCGUCGAUACACGGUCUCUCUUGCACACCCUGACCUGGAAUGGAAGGUCGUCAGCCGCUUUUUCGCACAGCAGAAAGGGCUGAACGUCAACUAUGUCCCAAGAUAG
Cyphellophora attinorum is the source of this 258-nucleotide messenger RNA. RefSeq lists its product as uncharacterized. The transcript is spliced from 2 exons. The record is from RefSeq and is a predicted model, not a curated record. The coding region runs from base 1 to 258 and encodes 85 amino acids. NCBI's taxonomy places the organism in Eukaryota, Fungi, Ascomycota, Eurotiomycetes, Chaetothyriales, Cyphellophoraceae. Gene Ontology annotation, molecular function: heme binding; monooxygenase activity; iron ion binding.